Thlaspi arvense is the source of this 2367-nucleotide messenger RNA. The record is from the annotation of a GenBank genome assembly. NCBI's taxonomy places the organism in Eukaryota, Viridiplantae, Streptophyta, Magnoliopsida, Brassicales, Brassicaceae.
AUGACUUCCAUGGGUGUAUUUCAUAAGGUGGAAAUGGAUGAAAAGCCAUUUUUGUCGCGACUAAUUGAAGACGGUUACGAGCGAGACUACGACGACAUCGAUGUGGAAUAUGGUGAUAUUACUCAUAAUUUUCUUGAACACAGGGUCCAAGACGAGAAGGUCGUUAACAAAGAGCUUCUUCGAUUCAACUCUCCUCCUCACUUCGCCAGCACAAGAAACAUACACCUACGUUCUCUUCACUGGGACAAGGACAAUCGUUAUUUCUGUAAGCUCCCUGUACUCCCUCUCUUUUGGUGCAACAAUAAAGAACCGGAAAAUUACGAAUUCAAGUGCGGUUUAUGCCUAUCGGCAACGGUCAACGUAAGCUACUACGCAUGUCCUCAAUGUCAGAAAAAGUUCCACAAAGAAUGUGUAGAGUCUCCACUUGAAAUCAAACACCCGUCCCACCCCUUUCAUACUCUUCAACUUCGAACACCCAUCGCUCCUCCUGAUCGAUGGUACAAACUCUGUACUUCUUGUGGAAAAGAUCUUGCCAACAUGAGUUAUGAGUGUACCACCUGCGACUUAAGCAUGCAUCCGGUCUGUGCGUUGAAGCCUGUACCCUUUGUUCUCGACCACCCAAAAAGCCAUCCCCACCCUCUCACCUUUUACCCUGCGCAAGCUUCUUUGGUUUGCCAGUUCUGUGCUCAGGUCAAGAAGCAUGAUCCCACGUACAUCUGUAUCCAGUGCGUCUUCGCAAUCCAUAAAGACUGUCUCGGUUUCCCACAUGUCAUAAGAAUAUGUCGCCACCAACACCGACUCUCUUUCACCUCUUCUCUUCCACAUGGAGAGUUCCCUUGCGGAGUCUGUUGGCAACAAGUUGACAACAACUAUGGUGCAUACACUUGUAGUAAAGGCGAUGCUUAUUUUGUUCAUUCAAAAUGUGCUUUACAUCCAAAGGUUUGGGAUGGAAUAGAUCUCGACGGAGUACCAGAAGAAGAUGAUAUGAUAGAUGAUGGUGAGCCGUUCAAGAGGAUAGCUGAUGGGAUAAUACUCCAUCCUUUCCAUAGUCACAAUCUGCGUCUUGAGACCAGCAUAGCCUAUGAUGGAAACAAGUUUUGUCGAGGGUGUGCCUUUCAGGUCUACGAGGGUCAAAUCUAUUCAUGCAUGGAGUGCGACUACAUCCUCCAUGAGAGUUGUGCAUAUGCUCCACGCAUGAAACGACAUCCUUUAGAUCCACACCCACUCAAACUUGUCACCAUGGGAUCUGGUAGUACAAGCGCUCUAAUACAAUGUCGUGCAUGUGACCGUGACAUUUCUGGUUUCUACUAUGAGCAUUAUGCAAGAACCGGUAACUGCCUGCUAGACCUAAGUUGUGCAUCGAUAACCGAGCCAUUUAGAUAUAAAGGCCACGAGCAUCCUUUAUUCAUACCUUUGGAGCCAAAAGAAGGCGCGCGAUGUCAAAUGUGUAGAUCAGAAGAAAGUAAAGACUUGAAACUGAUUUGCAUGGAAUGCGAUUAUAUUAUAUGUUUCCGUUGCGCUACCUUCCCAUGCAAGGCAAGGUAUAAGCAUGACGAUCAUUUUCUCACGCUCUGCGAUGGGAAAGAGGCAAGUGAUGAACCAGACUGGUGUGAGAUUUGCGAAGGCAAAAUAGAAGAAGUGAAAGAGAUAGGGAAUCGCAAGACGAACAAAAAAGAAAGGCGGUUUUAUAAAUGCGAUGAAUGCUGCACCACUCUUCAUGCUGAAUGUUUACUUGGGGUAGACAUUCUCAUGGUACCUGGUAAUACUAUAAAAGACUGCAUUGGUCGUUUCUACAGUUAUUACAAGGACGAAGAUGCGAGUAGACUUUGGCGCAAUAAGGAUGUUCGUAUUCUUCUCAACAGUUCUCUCUCCCGACCACUCUGUGGGAAUGGAUUUGGUAUAGCCAUGGAUUCUGGUGGUGACGACCUUCCUCUUCAACCUCUUUUCCUCUGUCCUGCUGCACGUAUCAAAUUUCUUAAGUCAAAACUAGAGGACUAUGAUCAUGACAAUCAUUACCAGCUUCAUCCAUUCGACUCUUCUCCUCACUUCCCAAACACAAGAUCAAGCGGUGAUUAUCAGCAAGGCGAAUCUCUGCUUGAUUGCGACGACGGCGAUGGUAUCUUCCAGCAAGAUCUUUGUCUUCAUCCAUGUUUCCACUUCUCGUGUAUGCAUAAGGAACACAAUGAUGAGAUUUAUCUAGAUGAACAAGUUUACUGUCGACCUCUGAAUCUUUCACCUGCUCCGUCUGAUUUCACUCCUCAGCUCUCAAAGCUCAUUUUACAGCAGUUGUUUGCCAUCUGCAAGGAGACAAGGAUCAUCAUUCAAAAAGUUCUGCAGAGAAGACGAGUGUGGAACGAGAGGGCUUAG